CUCCUAAGUGAGAUGAGACGAGAGAGAGAGAGAGAAGACCUGCGUAAGCCCCUGACUGACUCAUUCACCCAUGGGAGUUUGAAGUGACAGAAUAAAUCUACAGAGACGAGGCUUAGGAUAACAUUUCCGAGAGCUGAGAGAGGACAGACACAUACCCACAGACAAAUAGAGCUACAGCUGAGUGAGACUGCAGAGAGACAGACAUACAGCCCAUCCACAGAAAGACAAGAGUUGGAGUCAUUGUCAUGUUGGUGGUGUUACUGAUCCUGCAUGCCGUCUCGUGUGCCCAUUCUCACGGGCCGCCGGGGGCCACGGUGCCUGUCAAGCAGUGCCCGUCUGCGUGCCAGUGUGAGGAGGAUGGCAUCCUACUGCUCGUCGACUGCUCCGAACAGGGACUAUCCAGUGUGCCACCUGACCUGAGUCCUUUGACGUCUUACCUGGAUCUCAGUAUGAACAACAUCAGUGAGAUUCAGCCCAACGCUUUCCACAACCUGCGCUUCCUCAGUGAACUGAGACUCUCGGGCAACCACCUGAGACACAUCCCUGGCCCCGUGCUCCAAGGACUCUACAACCUCAAAGUCCUGAUGUUGCAGAAUAACCAGUUAGAGAGAUUGCCCAGUGAAGACCCAUGGGAAUUACCCAAUUUGCUGUCUCUGCGUCUGGAUGCCAACCUGAUUAUGGAGGUGCCAGCAAGGACCCUCUUGGGUAUGCGGUCACUGAGGCACUUGUGGCUUGAUGACAAUGCCCUGACAGAGAUCCCAAUAAGCGCCCUCAAUGACCUCUCUUCACUCCAGGCUAUGACCCUUGCCCUAAACCGCAUCACCCACAUCCCUGACUAUGCCUUCAGGAACCUCUCCAACCUGGUUGUCCUGCAUCUUCAUAACAACAUGAUCCGGACGCUCGGACAGAACUGCUUUGAGGGACUGCACAGCCUCGAGACUCUGGAAUUGAACUUCAAUGAACUUCAAGAGUUCCCCGUGGCCAUUCGCACACUGGCCAAGCUUCAGGAACUGGGAUUCCACAACAACAACAUUAAGGCCAUUCCCGAGAGAGCGUUUGUGGGGAACCCACUUCUGCAGACCAUUCAUUUCUACGAGAAUCCCAUUCAGUUUGUUGGAAGAUCAGCAUUUCAGUUCUUGCCAAAGCUACACACACUCUCUUUGAACGGGGCCACUGAGAUCCGAGAGUUUCCAGAUUUGAAAGGAACCACCAGCCUGCAAGUUCUUACGUUGACCCGAGCUGGACUGACCGGCCUGCCACACGAUCUCUGCCACCUGCUGCCUAAAUUAAGAGUGCUGGAGCUGUCUCACAAUGUCAUAGAAGAGCUGCCGAGUUUCUACCACUGUGCCUCGCUUCAAGAGAUAGGCCUGCAGCACAAUCUGAUCAAACAGAUUGAGAUGAACACAUUCCAACAACUCAGCUCUCUGCGCUCACUGGAUCUUAGCUGGAACCGGAUCAACACCAUCCACCCUGACGCCUUUUCCUCUCUUCAGUCUCUCAUUAAACUAGAUCUCACUGGGAACCGAUUGAGCAGUCUCCCGCUAGCUGGGCUAACGAGUCUUACUCAUCUUAAACUGAAAGGCAACAUGGCACUCUCACGUUCUUUCAGAGAGGAGGACUUCCCCAACAUAAGGGUAAUUGAGAUGCCAUUUGCCUAUCAGUGCUGUGUUUUUGGAGCCUGUAACAGCUACAAAGCAGCCAGCCAGUGGGAAGAACAGAUGGGCAGUGAAGAGGAAGAUCUCCAGAAGAAAGCGCUGUCCCUGUUCCCCAUUCACACUGACAACAACUAUGACCUUGACUUAGAGGAAUUCCAGUUAGCUAUUGAAGAGUCCAAACUACAAACCAGCAUACAGUGUACCCCCAUCCCAGGUCCAUUUAAACCAUGUGAUAACCUGUUUGACAGUUGGGUGGUACGGCUUGGCAUGUGGCUCAUCUCUUUGGUCUCGCUGACGGGAAACAGCCUUCUCCUCUUGACUGUCUUUGCAUCCCCCAGCUAUCUCUCCCCUGUUAAGUUCAUCAUCGGCACCAUCAGUGGCGCCAACCUGCUAACGGGCCUGUGUACCGGCACCUUGGCAUUGGUCGAUGCCCGGACAUUUGGAGAGUUCGCCUUGCACGGAGCUCAAUGGGAAAUGGGUGCUGGCUGCCAAACUACAGGCUUUCUUUCAGUACUUGCCUCGGAGGGGUCCAUACUCUUCCUGACUUUGGCCGCAGUGCAGUGCAGCGUGUCCGUGUCUUGUGCUCGCGCCUACGGAAAGUCGCCGUCCCUGGGAAGCGUGCGAGCCGCCUCUGUGGCGUGCUUGGCACUUUCGUUGGCAGUCGCCGCUUUGCCGCUAAUUGGGGUCGGGGAGUACGGUGCAACUCCACUCUGCACGCCUUCACCACUGCCGGAUGGCGAACCCUCCACGUUGGGUUUUAUGGUCGCUCUGAUAAUGAUGAACUCCCUGUGUUUCCUGGUGAUCACCGGAACUUACAUCAAACUGUACUGGGACCUGACGAAGGGUGACUUCGACAGCAUUUGGGAUUGUGCCAUGAUCAAGCAUGUGGCCUGGCUCAUCUUCACCAACUGCCUGCUCUACUGCCCCGUAGCCUUCCUCACCUUCUCCUCCCUUCUGGGACUCUUUCCUGUGAGCGAGGAGGUUGUCAAAUCAGUCGUCCUGGUACUUCUGCCUCUCCCUGCAAGCAUCAACCCCUUACUCUACCUCCUCUUCAAUCCACACUUCCGUGAAGACGCACGUCUCCUUUUUAGAAGAGCUCACCACCAUCAUGACCACAACCUGGAUUCCUUCGUCUCGGUUGACACGGAGAAAAGCUCAUAUGACUCCACUCAAGCCCUGGUGUCCUUUGCCGCCGAGGCGGAUGCAGUGUUCGAGAGUUCAUCAGCACCAAACCCAGACACAGUCGGACGGUUUUCUUGCCCACCCUCAGUGCCUCUCAUCCCAUGCCAGAUGCAAAUGAAACCCUCAACAGAGAGGGAGAGCAUUGGAGAGAACCUGGUCAGGUCAACACCAGAACUCAUUGCCAAAGAGCAGGAGUAUUUCAGGAGCAGUGGACUGGAAACUCAUAAUGGCAACUUCUUUUCUGGAGUCUACCACUCCCCGAUUCUCUCAGCUCGUUCUUAAGUCUUCUUCUAAACUCUAAAGCUUUCAAGGACCCAAUGAGUUUGAGAAGUUGUGAGCCUACAUAUGAACUGACCCCUAAAACCUUCAGAGCUAAUGAACAAUGAACUGUUUUAACAUGGGACUAUAUACAAAUAUACUGUCCCAACUGCUACAUGGCAUAAAAAAGCCUAAUAACAUUUUGUGACACAAUUUUGUGGGCCAUUCAGUAAUUUAAGCAAUGUUCAAAAACAAAUCUGCAUUUAUUUUUUUGUAACUUUGUAACUUGUUUGUGUAAUUAGGCUUAAAGGAAUGUUCUGGGUUCAGUAUCAUCAUCAUCCAGGGAAUACUGAGGAUUUUCAAAUAAAACAAUUUCCCGUUCAACCCGUUCGUUUAAAACAAACGAAACAAUACAAGCACGUACGAUGGAAGUCUAUGUGGCAAAGUACUGCACGGAUAUAAAUAUUAAAAUUCACACUGUAUCUACAAAACAGUGUUACAUAAUAACAAAUCCACCAUGUAUUUGGUAAUGCAUAACCAUACGAUUUACAGCUUU
This is a messenger RNA of Rhinichthys klamathensis goyatoka, 3651 nucleotides long. RefSeq names its product leucine-rich repeat-containing G-protein coupled receptor 6 (gene lgr6). Gene Ontology annotation, molecular function: protein-hormone receptor activity; G protein-coupled receptor activity; protein binding. Gene Ontology annotation, biological process: G protein-coupled receptor signaling pathway. NCBI's taxonomy places the organism in Eukaryota, Metazoa, Chordata, Actinopteri, Cypriniformes, Leuciscidae. The record is from RefSeq and is a predicted model, not a curated record. Gene Ontology annotation, cellular component: membrane. Bases 246 to 3119 code for a protein of 957 amino acids. The transcript is spliced from 18 exons.